This is a messenger RNA of Xyrauchen texanus (razorback sucker), 1672 nucleotides long. RefSeq names its product protein FAM107B-like. The coding region runs from base 232 to 636 and encodes 134 amino acids. The record is from RefSeq and is a predicted model, not a curated record. The transcript has 4 exons. Lineage: Eukaryota; Metazoa; Chordata; Actinopteri; Cypriniformes; Catostomidae.
AUUUACAUUUCUAAGGGUCCUGUCUACAACUGAACUGUUUCCAAGAGAGAAAAAGAUUUAACAGACGCACCUUGAUAACAAGAGAGGUUAUCUGAAAAUGAACUGAUGCUUUUUUCUCCUACUGAGGUCCAUCUGAAGAACAACUUGCCACAGAGAAGUAGCGUUCAAGACUGAUUUUGAGGUCUGGACAAGGCAGAAAUACCAGAGGGACUGUCCCGUGUGCGGAGCAUUAUGGCCGAGCCGGACUAUAUGGAUGGGGACAGUGAUGAACUCAUUAAACCCAAGAAACUCAUCAACCCGGUGAAGACUUCCAGAAAUCACCAGGAUUUGCACAGAGAACUCCUCAUGAACCAGAAAAGGGGCCUUGCUCCUCAAAAUAAGCCAGAACUCCAGAAGGUGAUGGAGAAUAGGAAGAGAGAACAGGUGUUGAAGGCUCAGAAAGAUGAGCAAGAGGCCCACAAGAAAAGAUCAGACCUUGAAAUUGAACUCAUGAAGAGACGGGAGACACUUGAACAGUUGGAACAGGAGCAACAUAAGAUUGAAGAGGAGCAAGAAAACACCCCAGAGUUCAUCAAAAUGAAAAGCAAUCUGAGGAGAACCAAACAGGAAGUGGAUGGGCAGGAGCGUGCCACCUAGAAACAGUUUCCAUGGCACAUUUGUUGAAAUGACAACCAGACUGUGGUUUGAGGGGAUUUCUUGGUGUUCCUCCCCCAUGUGUCUCUGUGAAACACUUGACUGUAGAUGAUUGGUUCCUACUGUCUGCUUGCAGACACAACCAGUAUUCUCAGCCUCUUGUCCUGAACAACAAUCGCAAAUAAAGAGGAUGCAUUUAUACACACACACACACACACACACACACACACACACACAAAUCUUGCACAUGCCACUGGUUGACUGGCUUCAAAGAACAUGCAUGGCGGAACAAGGAGAGUAAAUACGAUUUUGUUGUGGGGGAGGUCUUUUUUAUGUUUGUUUUUUUGGAAGGGGAAUUUUUUACAAUUUUUAUUUUCAAAAGCCGAAAUGGGACACUGGAUGGACUCUUUUAAGCCAAAACAAUGCUCUUUUAUUUAUGCUCAGUUUAAGUUUGUUAAAGUUUAAGUUUUUGUUCAAAAUAUCUCAAGUUCAAAACUCACAUUUUAUUCUUGGUUGAUGAUUUAAAAAAAGGGAAAAAAGAAACCUAAAUAUAAAAUUCCAGCAGUGCAGGUUUUGCUUGUGCGAUGCACCAUGCUUACUUUUACUUAUUAAAUUGUUAUAUUUGUGCUCUCCCAAUGCUAAAUUUAAUAAGCAAUACUAGUUUUAGGUUUGUGAAUUUUAUUUUACGAAUGCUUUGUUAUACUUUUUUAAUGACUAUGUUACUAAUAAGUUAAUACUCUUUAGUUCAAAGUGAUAUUCAAUGCAAGGGCAUCCGUUUUCCUUCACUUGAAUGAAUGGUAGUUGUUUUCAAUCAGAAAAGGAAGAGAACAUGAGAUGUUUAUUAAGAGAGACACUUGGUUUUGUGUAGAUUUGAGCCAAUACGUAACCACUCCUUGUGUUCCCUUAAACCUUCUUUUAAUAAAUAUUAUUUUAUCAUGUUGAAUUAUUUAAUUCUAUCUCUGUUUGAAUCUCUGUAUGUACAAGUAGCCUCCUAAAGAAAUGUAAGUUCAUUAAAAAUAGCACAAUAAGGAAUUUUAGU